This is a messenger RNA of Akanthomyces muscarius, 2067 nucleotides long. RefSeq lists its product as uncharacterized. The record is from RefSeq and is a predicted model, not a curated record. Lineage: Eukaryota; Fungi; Ascomycota; Sordariomycetes; Hypocreales; Cordycipitaceae. Gene Ontology annotation, molecular function: DNA binding; zinc ion binding; DNA-binding transcription factor activity, RNA polymerase II-specific. Gene Ontology annotation, cellular component: nucleus. Gene Ontology annotation, biological process: DNA-templated transcription; regulation of DNA-templated transcription. The transcript has 3 exons. The coding region runs from base 1 to 2067 and encodes 688 amino acids.
AUGUCCGGCGUCAUUCGCUCGACCGCCCUCAGGGCCGGCGGAGCCUGCGUGCGCUGCCGCAAGGGCAAGACAAAGUGCGUCUACGAUCGCGGGCCCAGCCAACCGUGCAAAAACUGCUCAAAGGGUAUGCACGACUGCUAUCUUCCAUCCGAGAGCGCCGCCCACCACAACGGCCAGAGUCCUGCUCGUCAUACCAACCAGUCGCGCCCGUCGCGCGACAGUCUCCCGGCCUCCGGGUCCGGGUCCUCUGACGCCAGGCAAGCCGUUGUGGGCUCCAGCGGCCCCAGGCAUACGCAGACGAGCUCCGAAAAGCUGACCCCAGAGCUUGUUGCCGAAUGUGAGCGCGUCGUCUCGAAGACGUUUCCAGCCUGCGUCGCCUUUCACAAGCCUUCCUUUGUUCAACAACUCAAGAAUGCCUCGCUCGAGUCCACUCUUGUUUACGGCCUCUUGGCUUGUGCUGCCCGGAGCUCCCCUAGCCUGAUCCGCCGCUAUGGCACGGCCACCCAGGCUGCCGAGACGUAUGCUGCCAAGGCCAUGAGCCUCAUCAACAGCAAUCUCGACCAUCCAAACCUUGCCGACAUCCAGGCACUCUGCCUCGUCAUCAUUCACGAAUGGGGUUCGCGCAAUGCUGUCAGAGCGUACAUCUAUCUCGGCCAGGCCGCGCGCAUGCUGCAGAUGUAUCGCAUCCUCAACAGCCACCAUGCUGGUGACAGUGCCGACCAGUGGCUGCGUGAUGAGAGCUGCCGUCGAACUCUCUGGCUCAUCUACAUCCUCGACUGCCUUCUUACCAGUACUCCCGGUCGCUUCCCCGCCUUGACUGCCCAGGAUACUGCCACAGUCUCUCUUCCUUGCUCAGACAUGAACUUUGCCUUUGGCAACGCCGUCUACAUCAAGUCGCUGGUGCAGUACCUUAACGGGGCCACUCUCUCGCCUGGCCAUGUGCCCACUGCCGAGGUUGGCGAGUAUGGCUACAUCGUGAUUGCCGCCACUCUUUGGCGUGACGUGGUUGGUAUGCUCACCACGAGCCCACUGCGUGCAUAUGAUGAGGAGGACUGCUCCAACCUCAUUGUCAAGAUUGAGGAUCUACGCGCUACGCUGCCCAUGCAGUACGUCGAUAAGCCUGGCCAGAUCAACUUGCACAUGACCAUGGGCUCGGGCUACACAUUUGCCAUGCUGCACUGCCUUUUGCACUGCGCCACAGUCUUUGUUCACCGACGACGCCUGCUACAGGACGUCUAUGCUCACGCCUUCAAUGUCGACACAUACCGUAUGAGUGGUCGCGGUCAUGAUAUCAUUGAUAGGCUCUUCAGCUCAUGCCAUGCUACUCUUUCGUUGCUGACUGCUGUUGAGUCGGGAGUUGAGAAAGAGCAGCUGCCGUCCUUCCCCAUCUUUAUGCUUUUCUCCGCCUUUACCGCUAGCGCUACUGUCGCUUAUCUGUCUCUCAAGGGUCUCACUCCCAACAAUGCUGUCGAGACCGCUGCCCACAUUGUUAGAGAUGGCCUCCGGUUCAUGGCCGAUGGCACUGAGAACUGGCCGCUGAUGGCCAGCUGGCAGCGACACCUCACCGUCAUGCAGCGUGUUCUCAACAACGAUGCCGCCGCCGCUUCCGGCCGCUCAAACUCCCACGCCAACAGUCACAACGGCAUCAAGGACGAGGUCUCCUCCAACGCCGACACCAACCCCGAGGCUAUGGACUAUGAUCAGAGCAAUGGCCCGCAGCAUGCGACCCCACGUUCCGUGGGUGAGCACUCGCGUGACGAUAGUGAGCCUCCUACCAUGACCAUUGCCCGCCGUCCUGGAGUUACCACCAUAAAUGGUCACUCGAGCGGCGUGGGCACACCCAACGACUCGACACCGCCACCGAGUAGCGCCCCUCAGGCUGCCAUGCAUAGUGAUGUGAAGCGACAGAGCCCAGAAGCCACAACCAACGGCAGCUCGUCGCACCCACCGGAGACGCAGACUACUGCCACUAGCCAGGACAUGACUGCUCCCGAGCUGUGCGCUGCAUUCGAGCGGCAGCUCCUUGAUCUAGACGACCUUGCCGCCUUUAUGGGUGGUGGUGUUUAA